AUGGCUUCCGAAUCGUCAGUACUGGCUCAGAUCGACCGCGUAAUCGGCGAUGUUUUGGCCGACUGGAAUACCUAUACCACCCUGAUCGCGGGCGCCCUCGUUGCAUUUGUCAUUGUCUCCUUCAUUACGUCCAAAGACCCCGAUAUCCAUCCCUUCUUACUGGCUCGCCAGUCCACUGCCUUCCCCGUCCGUCAGCCGGGCGAAACUUCCGCAUAUCGGAGUCUGGAGACUCCCCACGGUUUCCCGCUUCGCUCGGGAUUGAAUGUCAAGGAUGCUGGUGCUCCGAAAUGGACUAGUGGUCGGAGAGGUGACCUGCGUGAUAUCUGGAGAGCUGCGAUGCGUGGACCCCUCGGAGAAGACGGACAACCAUCUGGGCCACCAGGCAAGAUCUAUACGGUCCUUGGUAGGAAGGCUAUAGAGCAUUCCUUGGAUCAGGUCACCCAGGAGAUCAACGUCCUCGGACACCAUCUGCAAGCUGCCAAGGCCAAGACCGUUGCUGUCUGCCUGACGGACUCGGUCGAACACUUGGCAUCUGUCUUCGCCGGCGCUUUCUACGGCUUCCGCAUCAUCAUCAUCCCCCAUAACCUCGAACCGAAGGUGUUGUCGUCGUUAUUGCAUGAUGCCCAAGCCGACGUCCUCAUCGCCGAGGCUGGUGCCCUGGAUCUGUCUUUUGUGGCUAAGAACAAUGAGCAACUCUCUGAAGUUAUCUGGGUGGCCAAACUCGGCAGUCGGCACAUGGACUGGAAUGACGUACCUCAGGAUGUUCAGGGGCGUUUGAGUGUGACCGUGUGGCACGAGCUCAUCGAUGAAAAGAAGGACCUGGCAGGUCUGGAUGUGCCUAGUUGGGAUCCGACUUCGAGCACUCCAUCGGUAAGCACCGUGUGGCUGUCUGCAACAGGCAAGGGUGAAUUGGUAGAGUACCAACCGGAGAAUCUAGUUUCGGGUAUUGCUGGCUUGAUGUAUUCACUUCCCCGGAAUCAACGAUUCAGUCCCAAGGAUUUGGUCCUCUCGAUCGACUCCCUCUCUCGGUCCUACCCACUUUGUCAGAUCAUGGCCGCGCUCUACUCAAAUGCGUCUGUUGCUCUCAAUUCUGUUGCGGGAGAAGGUGUGGAUUUCGCACUGGCCACCGUUGGAGUUUCUCCCACUGUGAUCAUCUCCUCUUCUAGCACCAUGACCAACUACCAUGACAAAUUCAUGGCACCCCAUUCCGGUUUGCUCCCCGCCCUUGCUCGCUGGGUUCACGCCCGGACGCUGGACGCUGGGCGCAUGCCUUCUCAUGGCAUUUGGAGUCAAAUUGCGAGCAUUGGCCCGACCGCAGAACUGUCCCUCGAUAAUCUCCGCCUCCUGUGCAUCUCACACCGCGCUGAUGCUAACCGGGAAGCCUGUUUGACCUAUGAUCAGUUAACAGACCUAAGAAUCUUCACGGGCGCUCGAGCGGUCUACGCCUUGACGGGUCCUGGAGUCGCCGGUGCUAUUACCCAGACCAAUGUCUUCGACUACCGCCGCAGCAAGGGUCAGAGCCACUUUGGCGCUCCUUUGAGCAGCGUUGAGAUCGUCUUGACGGAUGUCUCCGAGGCUAAUGAUCUGGAAGGCCAGAUCACGGUGUCCGGCCCUUCUGUUAUCUCAGGCAAGACAACCAUUCCCGUACGGGCCCGCAUCAAUGACGAUAGCACACUUGCAUUGUGCUAG
This is a messenger RNA of Aspergillus terreus NIH2624, 1689 nucleotides long. RefSeq lists its product as uncharacterized. Gene Ontology annotation, molecular function: long-chain fatty acid-CoA ligase activity. The transcript is spliced from 4 exons. The coding region runs from base 1 to 1689 and encodes 562 amino acids. Lineage: Eukaryota; Fungi; Ascomycota; Eurotiomycetes; Eurotiales; Aspergillaceae. The record is from RefSeq and is a predicted model, not a curated record. Gene Ontology annotation, cellular component: membrane; endoplasmic reticulum.